Molecule: messenger RNA, 1002 nt
Organism: Zea mays
Lineage: Eukaryota; Viridiplantae; Streptophyta; Magnoliopsida; Poales; Poaceae
Exons: 1
Coding region: 168-770 (200 amino acids)
Biological process (GO): abscisic acid-activated signaling pathway
Cellular component (GO): cytoplasm; nucleus
Molecular function (GO): protein phosphatase inhibitor activity; signaling receptor activity; abscisic acid binding
Source: RefSeq, marked provisional
CCCCCACCCAUCCCUUGCCCGUUCGUCCUCCUCCCUCCCCUCUACGGAACAGAACAGCCCUGCCCAACCAAAGAACCUUGAGAGCCUUGAGGUGGGGUAGGGUGUGUCUGCCUGGCACAGAGAGUAGCAGAGCAGUGCAGAGCAAAGCAGUCAGGCAAGCAGCAGCAAUGCCGUACACAGCUCCGCGGCCGUCGCCGCAGCAGCACAGCCGUGUACUGAGCGGCGGCGGGGCGAAGGCGGCGUCGCACGGGGCGUCGUGCGCGGCGGUGCCGGCGGAGGUGGCGCGGCACCACGAGCACGCGGCGCGCGCGGGGCAGUGCUGCUCGGCGGUGGUGCAGGCGAUCGCGGCGCCCGUGGGGGCGGUGUGGUCGGUGGUGCGGCGCUUCGACCGCCCGCAGGCGUACAAGCACUUCAUCCGGAGCUGCCGCCUCGUGGGCGGCGGCGACGUGGCCGUGGGGUCGGUGCGCGAGGUGCGGGUCGUCUCGGGCCUCCCCGCCACCAGCAGCCGCGAGCGGCUCGAGAUCCUGGACGACGAGCGCCGCGUGCUCAGCUUCCGCGUCGUCGGCGGCGAGCACCGCCUCGCCAACUACCGGUCGGUCACCACCGUGCACGAGGCCGGCGCCGGCGCCGGCACCGGCACCGUCGUGGUGGAGUCGUACGUGGUGGACGUGCCACACGGCAACACCGCGGACGAGACGCGCGUGUUCGUCGACACCAUCGUGCGCUGCAACCUCCAGUCGCUGGCGCGCACCGCCGAGCGCCUCGCCUAGAGAGACGAGACCAGACGAGACGAGAGCCCUGCUGGCGGCUGGCGCCGGCGCCUUGUUUCUUGACUCCGUCGUGUUCUUUUGCCCUCCAAGGGGAGGAGAUCAGAUCGAUCCGUGAACUCGAUUGAGGUUCUAGGAUAGCCUGUGUUUCGUUUUCUUUUUCUUUUCUCUGUUUGCGACACAGAGUACAAAUCAUUGUAUGGGUGUUGCCUGAUAUCAUUAACCCUUAUUCAUC